Molecule: messenger RNA, 1056 nt
Organism: Chaetomium fimeti
Lineage: Eukaryota; Fungi; Ascomycota; Sordariomycetes; Sordariales; Chaetomiaceae
Exons: 4
Coding region: 1-1056 (351 amino acids)
Source: RefSeq, a predicted model, not a curated record
AUGGAACCCGAAGACGAUCUUGCCAUUCAAUAUCAGGGUGCCGUCCGGAUUGGAGAGCAGGGCACAUUGGUAGCCGAAUGCCAUCUACAAGACAUGGUCUGCGGCAGCUGCGCUGCUCUUCUCGGCCUCAGAUGCGUUCAAACACCCGUAAACCAUGUGUUGGAUCGGAACCAAAUCCUACUUAGACUGGCCUCGGUAGAGCUGCUCGACUGUGAUGGUCUCGAGAUUGAGUUCGUUAUCAAGCGGGUUCUAGCCGUCAACAGACCCCUCGAAACGAACAAGGCAAAGGUCCCGACGCCAUCCCAAGGAGGUUUUACUUCCGCUUUCCCUGGCACCGUCGAACUCCAGAAGCUGCAGCUUGAGCUCCAUAACCAACGAGAAGACAUCAAGCGAAUCGAUAGCAACGGCUUUAGGAUUGUCACGGCACUGGAUAAGCGCGCAGGUCGCAUCCAAGCUGACGUCACGAACUUGAGGGGCACCGUACCUGGCCUUCAACGUGACAUCGAGUCCGUCCGGCAAAAGCUGGUGUCAAUCAGAGUCGAGAUUGACAAGACGCGGGCAUCAGAAGAAAGUUCUACAGCCCUUCCUGCCCUCGAAGGCCGGCUUGCUCAACUGACUACUAUUGUUGGGGAAGUCGGGAAACAGGUUGCGACAUUUGGUACUCAGUUCGGUAAAGAAAUCGGCGAACUAAAGUGGUAUCUCCGUCAACAAGAACAAGCGAUAGAGGAUUUGAGGGGAAAAGUCAGGGGCAUUGUGUUCACUGCAGACUACGGCGAAGACAUGGCAAACCUUCGUGCGGAGAUGGCGCUGAUGAGGCGGCAAGUUGACGAGGCCUACGCACGGGAGACAGCACGAUCCGAGACGGCAUUCCCGUCCCGGGAGCUUGAGGCCCUCACAAGCGCCAUUGCCAAAAUCAGCAACCGGGCUAAUCAGGUCGAAACGUUGCAGAUGGAGGUCGAAAUCCUGAAGGGCAGGGUCGAACGAGCUUCCUCCCAAAAGGCCAGCAUCUUCUCUCGGCUACUCAGACCCCCCAAAUCGGCGGUAUGCCACGCCUAG